AUGUCCGCCUUGAAGUAUGCCUUCUUGGCCUCGGCCGCUCUUCACACCGUUAGUGCCCAUGGGACAGUAAACGGCCUUAUGGCAGAUGGAGUCUUCUAUGAAGGCUACAGCCCUCAGAUGCAGUACAAGAAGCCCCCGCCACAAGUCAUAGGAUGGUCCAUCCCAAAGGAUCUGUCCAACGGCUUCGUCGCCGUAGACAAGUACGCAGACGCAGACAUCAUCUGCCACGUCGGCGCGGAACCGGCACCGAUCGCCGCAAAAGUCACAGCGGGCUCCAAUGUCACCGUCUUCUGGACCGAUUGGCCCGAGUCGCACCACGGGCCGAUGAUGGACUAUCUGGCCCCCUGUAAUGGCGACUGCGCCAAGGUCAACAAGGCCGAUCUGCAAUUCUUCAAGAUUGACGCCGUCGGCGUCGUCGACGGUGCCAAAGCGCCCGGCAAGUGGGGUUCGGACGACAUGCUAUCCAACAACAAGUCGUGGACGAUGACGAUUCCGGCAAGCAUCGCACCCGGCCAGUACGUUCUCCGCCACGAGACGAUUGCGCUGCAUGAGGCCGGCCGGGAGGGCGGCGCGCAGAACUAUCCACAGUGCCUCAACAUUGACGUCCAGGGCGGCGGGUCCGAGAAGCCCCCCGGCGUCAAGGCGACAGAGCUGUACAAGGCCAACGAUGAGGGCAUCAAGUUCAACAUCUACAAGGAUAACCUUGACUACCCCAUGCCCGGACCUCCCAUGAUGGGCGCCGAGCAGAAGCCUACUCGUCGGCGGAAGAGAGUAACGGUCAUCUACUGA
Molecule: messenger RNA, 789 nt
Organism: Colletotrichum paranaense
Lineage: Eukaryota; Fungi; Ascomycota; Sordariomycetes; Glomerellales; Glomerellaceae
Product: glycosyl hydrolase family 61
Exons: 2
Coding region: 1-789 (262 amino acids)
Source: RefSeq, a predicted model, not a curated record